CUUCGGUUCCUGUUAAUGUCGGGAUCGGACUUCGUUUUAUAAUCGACCUUGAAAGAUGGCUGUCAGAAGACUGUGCACCGGUAAUCUAUUCAACAAAUUCGCGUACAAGAACCUGUCAUCUCCAACAUGCGUCAAGUUUGGUUCAGCAUGGUCCAAUGUCGAGAUGGGGCCGCCAGAUGCAAUUUUAGGAAUUACAGAGGCUUUUAAGAAAGAUUCCAGUCCACAAAAAAUCAACCUUGGGGUUGGUGCUUACAGAGAUGACAAUGGGAAACCAUUUGUGCUGGAAUGUGUGAAAAAAGCAGAACAGGCUCUGACUAGUGGAAAUCUAGACAAGGAAUAUGCACCCAUUGGUGGUACUCCUGAAUUCUGUUUGGAGUCGGCCAAGUUGGCAUUUGGUGAUAACAGUCCAGUGAUUAAAGAUGGCAGAAAUAUGACAGUACAGGGUAUAUCAGGUACUGGGGCACUUCGACUAGGAGCAGCAUUUUUUUCUAAAUUUUACUCAAAAGGCAAAGAUUUUUGGAUUCCAACUCCUUCAUGGGGAAACCAUACUCCUAUAUUCAAACAUGCUGGCCUGGAUGUGAAGUCCUACAGAUACUAUGACCCCAACACCUGUGGAUUUGAUUUCAAUGGUGCUAUGGAGGACAUUGCAAAAAUCCCUGAGGGCAAUGUGAUAGUCUUGCAUGCCUGUGCUCACAAUCCCACAGGAGUGGAUCCAAAGCCAGAACAAUGGAAGGAGAUGAGUGCUCUUAUCAAGAAUAAGAAGCUGUUUCCUUUCUUUGACAUGGCAUACCAAGGCUUUGCCAGUGGAGACACAGUAAAAGAUGCCUUUGCUCUCAGGCGCUUCAUUGAGGAUGGACAUGAGGUUGCCCUUGCUCAGUCGUACGCAAAGAACAUGGGGUUAUAUGGUGAGAGAGCAGGUGCUUUCACCAUUGUAAGUGGAUCUAAGGAAGAGGCAGACAGAAACAUGUCCCAGAUGAAGAUCAUCAUCAGGGGGAUGUACUCCAGCCCCCCGAUCCAUGGCGCUAGAAUCGUCACCAAGGUCCUCACCACCCCAGAACUCAAAAACUUGUGGUUGGGAGAAGUGAAAGGAAUGGCUGACAGAAUCAUCACUAUGAGAGAGAAACUGGUGGCCGGUCUGGCUAAAGAAGGAUCCAGUCGUAACUGGCAACACAUCAUUGACCAGAUCGGCAUGUUCUGCUUCACAGGACUCAAGCCCGACCAGGUUGAAAGACUCACUAAGGAUUUCUCCAUUUACCUGACAAAGGACGGUAGGAUUUCAGUGGCUGGUGUGUCCUCCAGCAAUGUCGAUUAUUUAGCCAAGGCGAUGCAUGAAGUAACAAAGUAAAUAGGACCUCCGGUGACCAAAAAAUCGAACACUUCGUACACAUUAUGCAGAACAGAGUGAAUACAGCGUGGCAAAAGCUGACUCGUUUAAAGGGCCAGUUUUUGACCGACAUGUUGAGAGUUUUGUAUUAUUUUUUUUAUCCGAGAUCUGAUGAAAAAUUAGUGCUAUAAAA
Molecule: messenger RNA, 1517 nt
Organism: Magallana angulata
Lineage: Eukaryota; Metazoa; Mollusca; Bivalvia; Ostreida; Ostreidae
Product: aspartate aminotransferase, mitochondrial-like
Exons: 11
Coding region: 56-1345 (429 amino acids)
Biological process (GO): biosynthetic process; L-aspartate catabolic process
Cellular component (GO): mitochondrion
Molecular function (GO): pyridoxal phosphate binding; L-aspartate:2-oxoglutarate transaminase activity
Source: RefSeq, a predicted model, not a curated record